Messenger RNA from Knipowitschia caucasica, 807 nucleotides. The record is from the annotation of a GenBank genome assembly. Lineage: Eukaryota; Metazoa; Chordata; Actinopteri; Gobiiformes; Gobiidae.
AUGGGCCGCUCUCGAAGCCGCAGCUCGUCGCGGUCCAAGCACUCCAAAAGCAGCAAGCACAGCAAGAAGAGGAGCCGAUCGCGGUCCAGAUCCAGAGACCGGGAAAGAUCCAAGAAGCGAUCCAAGUCCCGGGAGUCCAAGAGGAACCGUCGCCGAGGAUCUCGCUCCAGGUCCCGGUCUAACACAGCCCCCUCCCGCAGGGAAAGAGCCGCUUCGCCGCCAGAGCGAAUAGACAUAUUUGGACGGACCCUGAGCAAGAGAAACGCACUGGACGAGAAGCAGAAGAAGGAGGAAGAGGAGAGGAAAGCCGAGAUGGAACGACAGAGGAAAAUUCGGCAGCAGGAGAUCGAGGAGAAACUAAUCGAAGAGGAGACGGCACGGCGCGUGGAGGAGCUUGUGGCCAAACGCGUGGAGGAGGAGCUGGAAAAGCGCAAAGACGAGAUCGAGCGCGAAGUGCUGCGGCGCGUGGAGGAGGCCAAGCGCAUCAUGGAGCGCCAGCUGCUGGAGGAGCUGGAGAGGCAGCGUCAGGCCGAGCUGGCUGCGCAGAAGGCCAGAGAGGAGGAAGAAAAAUCCAAGCGCGAGGAGUUGGAAAAAAUCCUGGAGGAGAAUAACCGCAAGAUCGCAGAAGCUCAGGCCAAACUGGCCGAGGACCAGUUGCGAAUUGUGGAGGAGCAGAGAAAGAUCCACGAGGAGCGCAUGAAACUGGAGCAGGACCGGCAGAAGCAGCAGAAGGAAGAGCAGAAAAUGAUCCUGGGCAAAGGCAAGUCUCGGCCCAAGCUCUCCUUCUCGCUCAAGGCCACCGAGUGA